Messenger RNA from Cavia porcellus (domestic guinea pig), 1757 nucleotides. It is a transcript of the gene Cyp1a2, whose product is annotated as cytochrome P450, family 1, subfamily a, polypeptide 2. The coding region runs from base 43 to 1590 and encodes 515 amino acids. The transcript has 7 exons. The record is from RefSeq and is marked provisional. Gene Ontology annotation, molecular function: oxidoreductase activity, acting on paired donors, with incorporation or reduction of molecular oxygen, reduced flavin or flavoprotein as one donor, and incorporation of one atom of oxygen; heme binding; steroid 17-alpha-monooxygenase activity. Lineage: Eukaryota; Metazoa; Chordata; Mammalia; Rodentia; Caviidae. Gene Ontology annotation, biological process: progesterone metabolic process; hormone biosynthetic process.
AAUCCUGCUAACCUCCUGCACCUGCCUCCACAGUCAGUGCCGAUGCCACUAUCCUGGUUGCUUCCCUUCUCAGCCAUGGAGCUGCUCCUGACUGCCACCAUCUUCUAUUUGGUACUCUGGGUGGUCAAAGCCUUUAGGCUCCAAGUCCCCAAAGGCCUGAAAAGCCCUCCAGGGCCCUGGGGGUGGCCACUGAUCGGGCAUGUGCUGACCUUGGGCAAGAACCCACACCUGGCACUGACCAGGCUGAGUGCGCGCUACGGGGAUGUGCUGCAGAUCCGCAUUGGCUCCACGCCCGUGGUGGUGCUGAGUGGCCUGGACACUAUUCGCCAGGCCUUGGUGAGGCAGAGUGAUGACUUCAAGGGCCGGCCCGACCUCUACAGCUCCACCUUCAUCUCUGAUGGCCAGAGCAUGAUUUUCAACCCAGAUUCGGGUCCCGUGUGGGCUGCCCGCAGGCGCCUGGCACAGAGCGCCCUGCAGAGUUUCUCACUGGCCUCAGACCCAGCUUCUGUGUCCUCCUGCUACUUGGAGGAACAUGUAAGCAGGGAGGCUGAGCAUCUUGUGACCAAGCUGCUGGAUCUCAUGGCAGGGCCUGGGUGCUUCGAACCCUCCAGCCAGAUAGUGGGGUCGGUGGCCAAUGUCAUCGGGGCCAUGUGCUUUGGGAAGAACUUUCCCCAGACCAGCGAAGAGAUGCUCCAAAUCGUGAACACCAGCAAAGAGUUUACGGAGUUUGCCUCCUCUGGCAACCCUGUAGAUUUCUUCCCCAUCCUUCGAUACCUGCCCAACCCCAUGCUGCAGCAGUUCAAAGACUUCAACAAGCGGUUCCUGCAGUUUCUGCAGAAGACCGUGCAGGAGCACUACCAGGACUUUGACAAGAACCAUGUCCAGGACAUCGCCAGUGCCCUGUUCAAGCACAGUGAAGAGAGCCCCCAUGUGAAUGGCGACCUCAUCCCCCGCAAGAAGAUUGUUAACCUGGUCAAUGACAUCUUUGGGGCAGGUUUUGACACAGUCACCACCGCCAUCUCUUGGAGCCUCUUGUACCUCGUGACGAAGCCAGAGAUCCAGAAGAAGAUCCACAAGGAGCUGGAUGCCGUGAUUGGCCGGGACCGAAAGCCCAGGCUGGCAGACCGACCCCAGCUGCCCUACAUGGAAGCCUUCAUCUUGGAGGUCUUCCGAUACUCUUCCUUCCUGCCCUUCACCAUCCCUCACUGCACAACCAGGGACACCAUACUGAAUGGCUUCUACAUCCCCAAGGACCGCUGCGUGUUCAUCAACCAGUGGCAGGUCAACCACGACCCGAAGCAGUGGGAGGAUCCCUUCGAGUUCCGCCCUGAGCGAUUCCUUUUGGCCAACAACACGGCUGUCGACAAGACCUUGAGCGAUAAGAUACUGCUGUUUGGUCUGGGCAAGCGCCGGUGCAUCGGAGAGACGCUGGGCAGGUGGGAGGUCUUCCUGUUUCUGGCCAUCCUGCUGCAGCAGCUGGAGUUCAGCGUGCCACCUGGCGUGAAGGUGGAUCUAACCCCCGUCUACGGGCUGACCAUGAAGCCACCCCAUUGCCAACAUGUCCAGGCAAGGCCACGCUUCUCCAAAUGAAGGAGCCCCAGCAGCCAAUGGAGAAUGGGUACUCACAGGGGCUUGAUCUUGUUUCUCUCUUUUAAUCCCAGUACUGAGGAGGCUGAGGCAGGAUAGCUCUAAGUUCAAAGCCAGACAGCGUUACAUAAUUCAGGGCCAGCAUGAAUUACAUAGUGAGAUCCUGCCUC